Ectocarpus sp. CCAP 1310/34 is the source of this 975-nucleotide messenger RNA. The record is from the annotation of a GenBank genome assembly. NCBI's taxonomy places the organism in Eukaryota, Phaeophyceae, Ectocarpales, Ectocarpaceae.
UUACGGAAGAAAAGCUGAGGGCCAUGCGCAGCGGCUGCACAAUCGACGGGGUUCGGUACAAGGGCAUGUUCGUGAGAGUGGAAGGGGGCGGGGGCAAGGGGAGAGAGGGCCGGAACGCCUGGCUCACCAUUGAGUGCACCGAAGGAAAAAUCUGCAAGUACUUGUGCCUGACCGUAAACCGGCUGGCCAGGACCGGCUACGGCCCCUUCAGCCUGGGAAAGGUACGGGCCGGCGGGGUCGCCGCCGUAGAAAUCCCGAAGGCGUUCAUGCGCCGUCUCGAAGACGGCGGUGGCUCGCCGGGCGGGGCAGGAGGCGGCGGCAGCGGUACCAGCGGGAGAAGACUGGGCCCGGGGCCUGGGAACGGGAUGCGGCGGGAAUUGGAGGCUGGGAGGAUGAGGGUAUCGGAGGUGUCUUCGCCGGGGGGCGGGAACAGCAGCACUGUAGGCGGGGGAAGGGACACCGACGAUCGCGCUAUUAGCUCUGGAGGGCGGCAUUGGGGCGAUGGGUUUAGAGGAGCUGGUAGGUCGUGGGGAGGGAAAGGGGGCCCGCGGAUUCGGAAAGGGGUCGGGGCGCCGAUGUCACGGGGGGAUAAUUCCGCCCGUCCAACGGCGCAGCAGCGCGCACGGUAGGGGCAGGUUGUCGGGGGCGGGGAAGCAGAGAGUCUGGGAGAUAUGUACAAAUAGUGAAGUGCUUGCCGGGAGACUUUUGAAGCCCAAGUCAAAGCAUUGACUAUUUACAUUGUUGUCAGGGCUGUGACUUUUUAUCUGAUUUGAUUUCAGCAUCUAAAGAACGACCGUGACAUGUAGUGAGAAUGGAAUGUAUCCAAGGUGUGUGCAUGGUCGCUCUGAAAAAGACACACAAAGAGGGUGAACAAUAGACGGAGCUCUUUUCCCGUCGAAGUUCGAAGACUAUGCCAGUUUGUACAACGCCGCCCCCCUACAGUGCGGCAAAUAUAAAUACCUCAGGCAGGAACCG